Jatropha curcas is the source of this 2722-nucleotide messenger RNA. NCBI's taxonomy places the organism in Eukaryota, Viridiplantae, Streptophyta, Magnoliopsida, Malpighiales, Euphorbiaceae. The record is from RefSeq and is a predicted model, not a curated record.
AUGAAUCUGAAGCCUGAGUCAAGAAUUGACGAGUAUAGCGGCUUAUUCGAGGCUUGUAGGGGGCGAGAAGAAGAGGAAGGUAUACGGCAUCGGGUUCAGGCAGUCACAGUUUUUACUGCGCUCUCAGAGCUCGACGCUUCUAACAGCCAAGCGCAAGCUCACAGCCCGAAGCCACCACUACAGCACUAUACUGAAUUACGGGCUCAACUUGCUGAUCAAAAUGGGCAUUAUUUCACGUAUUCAAAUGGCACCAUAGAGUAUGACGGGUUACAAGAUUCUCUGAGCAACCUUAGCAACCUUAAAUUUGCAGCUAAAGAGCAGUUUAAAAAGCUCAAGAAAGAAAUUGAUAAGAUUAGAGGGCCUGAUUCUAUUGGGAAAAAGGGUUCAAGUUCUGAAUUGUUGGGAUUGAGUGGUAUGGACAAAUUGAUUGAUAUGGAUAGGGCACUUGAUGGUCUUAGAAAAACUCUGGAGCCUAUAUACUCACAAACAGAAGAUAUGGUUUUCUUGUCUAAGUCAUUGCUUCUUGACUGGCAGCAGGAGAGAGAAUUUCAAACAGAAAUUGAAGAAAUGGUGAUCAAGAAUUGUCUUCAGAGUCUCCAAGAAGAGUUUGAGCAGAGACUGUGGGAUCAAAAUGCUCAAUCUUAUGGUAUUGAAAGCACAAACCAGCUUGAAAAGAUCAAAGAGAUUUCAAAGUUACUUUGGGACUUAGAUAUCAUAUCCAAAUCGUUAUCUGCUCCUGAAAGUGGGCAUUUAAUUUCACACGGAUCCUUGGAGCACCGAAAGGUUUCCGGUAGUCAUGCCAAAGUGGGAAAUGGCAAACAUGACGAGUCAGUUAUUGUUGUUCCAGAAAAUUUGGAUCAUUCACAACUAAAGCACUGUCGAAGCUUGUCGAAGGAUGAAUUGUUUAAUCAUUUAAAGGCUGAGAUGACUAAAAUGAAGAGACAUUAUGAGUUAAAAGAGCAUGAAAUGACUGAAGAUUAUUUCAGUCUCAAGAGGGAGUACUUGAAGUUGAAGGAAAGGCCUUCUGCUUUGCCUGUGGUGAAGGAUAAGGAGUUUGAUACAUGGAGGAAAAAGAUCUCAGAGAUCAUUCUAAAAUUGGAUGGCAUCCUUAUGGAAAAUGAGAAACUGCCUUCAUUUAGUAACAACGGAGAUUGUCUUGACAAUUUGAAGGAUAGAUUGGAAUCUCUUUGCUCAGAAAAUCACCAACUAAAGGACUUGCUCAUGGAUAAGGAAAAGGAAAUAAAAUGCCUUUCCUCACAAGUUUCUGCUGCUGCGGAGAAAAUAGCUGAACAGUCUUUGGCUGAGGAAAACUUGUUAAGAAUGUGCAAUGAUCUUAAAUGUGCUAUGGAAGAUGCAGAGAUUGAAGCUUCAGUUAGUGAAGAUCUAUACAAAUUCCUUCUUAAGGAGGUCGUUGAUCAAAUGCAAGGCUUCAAUCAAGAGUUAGAUAUGGAGUAUGAAAUCAUAUGAAAUUCAGUGAUUUAUAAAAUUAUUUUCGAGGAAGCUGUUUACAAUGCCGAGCAUACUGGUACUUUAGAGAUUGAAGAUUCAGUUAUAGAGUCCAUUAUAGCACAAGGAAUAUGUGAAGUUAUUUUUAAAGAAUCCUUCAAGGAAGCGGAGGAGAAAGUUGGUGCCUUGAACAUGAAAUAUCUAAAUGAAAUUGAAGUUCGAUUGUCCCUUGAGAUGCAAGCAUUGGAAAAGGAAAAGUUCUUGAGAUUGAAUAUUGCAGAGAAAGAAAAGGCAGAGCAAGAGGUGCUCUUAUUAAGGGAAAUGGUUGAUAACAAGACUAAUUUGGUGCAAGAGGCAAUGGAGGCUUUGGCAAAAGACGAGGAGACAUUUGCGUUAGCUUCUCAAGAGCUUGACAAGUUAAGGGUUCAGAGAACUGAGCAGCAAAUACUAAUUGCAAAUUAUGAUAAAGAAUUACAAGCUGUCAAAGGUGAUUUGCUUAGGGCAAGGGAGAAAGUUGAAAUGGAUAAAGAGGUGAUCUUUGAGUUGAGAGAACAGGUUGAGACAGUAACAAAAAAGUUAGGAGAAGUUAAUGAGGAGAAAACUAUGCUUCUUUCUAUUUCCCAAAAGCACCAGAAUAGUUUAUCAUCAGUUGAAGCUAGAGAAAGAGAACAGAGGAAGCAAAUAAAGUCUACCAUUGUUCUUGUCCAAGGAUUGUCAGAAGCAGUUACUAAUUUUGAAUGCAGGGCAACAGAAUAUAUUAAAAUAAAUAGCUUGAGGUUGGAAGAAUUGUGCUCUCAAUUGAAUUCUCUCAUUCAGAAAGCUAACAAAGCCUAACGCAACUUAAGAGGGAUUAAAAGGGAGGAGUUUCUGUACAAGCAGAGGCUUGAAAGGAGGUGUUCUGACCUUCAAAAGGCUGAAGCUGAGGUUGAUCUUUUAGGUGAUAAGGUGGACACACUUCUAAGUCUUCUACUUCUAAGUCUUCUUGAAAAGAUAUACAUAGCACUGGACCAUUAUUCUCCAAUAUUGAAACACUAUCCUGGGAUUAUGGAAAUUCUAAAGCUGGUUAGAAGAGAAUUAAGUGGAGAAUCUGUUAAACCAGUUUGAUCUGUUUGUUUGACAAGAUAAAAGCUACAUAGUUUCUUUUGGUACUGUUGCAAAGUCUUCUAGUACUACAUUAUUAUUAUCUGGGACAUAGUUCCAAGUAACUUGAAGCCAAAAUAAAUGGUAUUGCAGCAAGUUCAUGCUAACUGCAUCUGGAGAAGAUAUUAUCUUUUGU